AGGAGGAUAACGGGGUUAAGCUGGUGGACCCCAUGGGGGAGAUGGUGACCCCUGCGUGGGAGGGCUAUGCCACCCAGCUGGCCAACGCAGAGCAGGAGGGGCUCCUCACCGCCCUGAAGGACGUAAUCAAGAGAGAGGCCAUCAGCAUGGCCCAGGAGGCCAGCGUGUUUGUGGGUAAAGACACGAGGCCCAGUAGUGAGAGCCUAUCACAGGCAGUACUGGAUGGAGUCCACACCCUGGAAAGCCACAGUAAAGAUUAUGGCUUGGUGACCACACCCCAGCUGCACUACAUGGUGUGCUGUCAGAACACCCAGGGUCGCUAUGGCGACGCCACGGUCAAAGGUUAUUACCAGAAACUCUCCCAGGCUUUCAUCCAGCUCACUAAGAACGUGCCUAACCGUACAGAUGAUCAGAAGGCCCGGCUGGUGGACGGGGCUAAUGGUAUUGGUGCUCUGAAGGUGUGUGAGAUGGAGACCUACCUAAAGAAAGAGCUGCAGCUGUCCCUCUUCAACGACGGCUCCAAGUUGACCUCAACUUGUCUCUUUUCUUUCUAUGUCUGCAUCUCAAUAGAUCCCAAAGGUGUGGAGAUGAGUGUAAGGGAGUGUUGCUGUUCAUAUGAUUGUGAUGCUGAUCGUGUUGUUUAUUACUACUGCGACUCAGCAGGGAGAUUUCACCUGCUAGACGGAGACAAGAUUGCCACCCUCAUCAGCACAUACCUCAAAGAACUGCUUACACAGGCUGGUCUUGACCUACAAAUAGCCGUGGUACAGACGGCGUACGCUAACGGCAGCUCUACACGCUACCUGGAAGACACCAUGAAGGGGAUAGUGAGGUGUACCAAGACCGGAGUGAAACACCUUCACCAUGCAGCCCAGGAGUUUGACAUUGGUGUUUACUUCGAGGCCAACGGCCACGGGACUGUCUUGUUCAGUAAAGAAGCAGAAGAGAAGAUCCAGCCGCUAGCCCGGGACUCCAACACCAACGACGAGAGGAGAAACGCUACACUGCUACUGCAGAACACGGUCAACCUCAUAAAACAGACAGUAGGAGAUGCUAUCUCUGACAUGCUGCUGAUUGAGGCGGUGUUAGCCAUCAGAGGGAUGACGGUACAACAAUGGGACGCCAUCUACACAGACCUGCCCAACAGACAGCUCAAAGUCAAGGUGGCAGACCGGCGUGUGAUUGACACUACAGAUGCAGAGAGGAGAACAGUGAGUCCAGCAGGUCUGCAGGAGGCCAUAGACAGUCUGGUGAAUAAGCACAGACAGGCACGCUCCUUUGUCCGCCCCUCGGGUACUGAGGAUGUGGUCCGAGUGUACACUGAGGCAGACACACAGGAGAGUGCUGAUGCCCUGGCACAUGAAGUUAGCCUGGCAGUGUACCGCCUCGCAGGAGGAGUGGGAGAGGAGCCCAAACAUUUAUAAACAGGCAUUAUGCAAUGUCUGUCGAACACAUUUUGUUUUCAUGCAUCUAAUGACAACUUCCUCAACCCAUGAUUCUAUGACAAAUUUGUAGUCUUUAUCAGGUGCCAAAUAAUUGUGCAAUGUGCACUGCAUUUAAUACUGUGUUAUCACUUUUCUAUGAGUCUGAACAAUUUGAUUUGUCAAUGUGAAUGAAAGGGAAUCACUGUAUUGGACAAUGAAGGGGGAAUAUGCUAAAUAAGGUUAGACUUGUAAUCCUCUUCUUUUUUUACCCAACCUUAAUCCUGUCAAUGUCGGGGUAAUUAUGUACAUGUUUACAUUAGCAGUUAUUGUAGAUCAAUUUUCUAUUACUGUUUAUAGUGGAGUAAUUACACUGCUUUGAAUGGACCUCAACUAGAAAGACUGUGCUGCUAUGUAAUUGUUGAACACCAGGAGUAAAAAUAGGAAACUUGACAUCAAAUUUGUUCAACUUUUCUUUUUUUUUACCUA
This is a messenger RNA of Salvelinus fontinalis (brook trout), 1910 nucleotides long. Its product is annotated as phosphoacetylglucosamine mutase-like. Gene Ontology annotation, biological process: carbohydrate metabolic process; hemopoiesis; UDP-N-acetylglucosamine biosynthetic process. The record is from RefSeq and is a predicted model, not a curated record. Bases 33 to 1424 code for a protein of 463 amino acids. The transcript is spliced from 11 exons. Lineage: Eukaryota; Metazoa; Chordata; Actinopteri; Salmoniformes; Salmonidae. Gene Ontology annotation, molecular function: phosphoacetylglucosamine mutase activity.